AUAGCCAAUAAUCAACUCAACUAUCAUGGCGUCAAAAUGUUUCCUCACGGCAAAUCGGGCCCUGGCUGCAAAGAAAAUUCCCUUCAGCACGAGAAGACUCAGUGGAACCCCGUGGACGAAAGAGGGCAUUAUAAAGUCACCCUUGAAACCGGUAGACGUCCCGAAUUGCACUGUGCAUGAAUAUAUAUGGCAGAAUUUGGAGAGAUGGUCGGAUCGAACGAUGGCGGUGUGCGGUUCAACGGGGCGAGGCUACACAUACUCACAAGGCUACCAACUGUCCUCGGCGUUCGCGGCGAAUUUGCGGAACAAGCUCGGGGUCCGCGACGGCGACGCCGUGGCCGUUAUGCUGCCCAACUUGCCCGACUAUCCCCUUGUAGCCUUGGGGAUAUUGGGCGCGGGAGCGGUUAUUACUAGUAUCAACCCUAUUUAUACUGCCCACGAAGUCCAACGACAACUGUUACUCUCCGACGCCAAAAUCAUCGUCACGCUCCCAGAAACCGUAGAAAUCGUGAAAAACGCCCUAAACAUGGCCAAGCUAAAGCUAGAAAUCAUCGUAGUCAAAACCAAUGAUAUCCCCACACCAGAAGGCACAAUAGUCUUCAACGAACUAAGUGAAGCAAAUGUAGACUUGUCAUGUUUGAAAGAAGUAAGGAGGACCGCUAAAGAUGUCUGUUUUCUACCAUAUUCUAGUGGUACUACUGGAGUGCCCAAGGGAGUAGAAUUGACGAAUGAGAACCUGGUGGCUAAUAUGGAACAGAUCAAUGAUCCUGUAAUAAAGACGCAUAAUGAUACUACAGAUUCCCACCAAGACUCCGUCAUGGCAGUGCUGCCCUUCUUUCACAUCUACGGAGCCGAGGUCAUCAUGUUCCACAAGCUGUCCCAGGGCGUUAAGCUGGUGACCCUCCCCAAGUUCCAUCCUGAAGAGUUCCUCGACGCCUUGGAGACGUAUAAGGCGAAUCUCUUAUUUGCGGCUCCUCCUAUAAUACUGAUGAUGGCAUCGCAUCCAGCCAGCUCCUCGAAGAAGCUGCAACACCUGGAUGUCAUCAUCAACGGAGCGGCACCCCUGGCCGCCACUGACGGCGAUAGGCUCAUCCAAAAAGCUGAGAGGAAAAUGGACUUCAGACAAGGCUACGGCCUCACAGAGACAUCACCGGUGGUCACAAUGACCCCUAAAGGCCUCGACAACUACUCGUGUGUCGGCCUCCCCAUACCCAACACGAACCUUAAGAUCGUGGACCAGAACCUAAGGAACCUAGGACCUAAUGAGAAAGGCGAGCUCCUAGUGCGAGGACCUCAAGUCAUGAAAGGAUACAAGGACAACGAGAAAGCGAACAUGGAGGCCUUCACAGAGGAUGGUUGGUUCAGAACAGGAGACCUUGCAGUUGCUGACGACCAGGGCAUAGUCACAAUUGCUGACAGACUCAAGGAACUCAUUAAGGUCAAAGGGUUCCAAGUACCCCCAGCGGAGCUCGAAGCAGUCCUACGCGACCACCCGUCUGUCGCCGACGCAGCCGUCAUAGGCAUACCUCACAAAUCCCACGGAGAAGUACCUAAGGCCUUUAUUGUCCUAAGAAAAGGACACGAGGCACAGCCGGGAGAUAUACGCGGUUUUGUAAAGGAGAGGGUGGCGGAGUAUAAAAGGAUUAGUGACGUGCAGUUUGUGGACAGUUUGCCGAAAAGUGGCACGGGAAAGAUAUUGAGGAGAGAACUCAAGGAGAAAUACAUGUGAUUAGAAGUACUGGUCAACCGGGGUGACUUUGAAAAGCAGGGGCGACUUAAAAAAAUUCAGGUUUUCAGCCGUAAUAUAUUUUAGUAGUAGGCAAACAAGUAUAUAUACUCGUGUUUAAAAAAUUACCAUUUACUUUGACCUACUACUAUAAUAAUCUGAAUUGUUAAACGAACAGUUCGUGUAAAAUCCAUAUAGAUAGGUAAUAGUCCCAGGGAAGGAUGUAGGAUAGUUUUUAUCCCGAAAAUCUUAAAAGGAUGAAAAGCGGGUUGGAAGCAAGUUAUUUGAGAUGAUUGCGAUACAUCGCCUGAUAAUUAAUGUAAGCAUUACAGCCAGGGCCGAAACUAGGGUAGAGCGAGUGGAGCGGCCGCUCUAGGCGCCGGAUGGCAAGGGGGGCGCCAAAAUGGCAAAUGAGAAGAAAAAGGGUAAAAAGCUUUAACGAAGGGCGCCAAAACCCCAUUUAGCUCUACCCUGAUCAAGGACUCGGGCCGGCACUGAUUACAGCAUAAAUUUAAUGAUGGCUAUUAUUUUUUUAUCAUCUAGGCGCUGUAGCUGUCUCUCAAAUAAGGAAGUGUGUGUAAGGAAUCAAUAAAGCAGAUUUGAUAAAAACAAGCUACUCAAAUCACUAGUUCCACGCAGACAAAAGCAAAAGCGGGCGAGAGCUAGUAAUUAAUAAUGCUAAUUUAGUGGCCAUUUUAAAACUAUCAGAGUAUCCCCA
Cydia strobilella is the source of this 2444-nucleotide messenger RNA. RefSeq lists its product as uncharacterized. Gene Ontology annotation, biological process: long-chain fatty acid metabolic process; fatty-acyl-CoA biosynthetic process. The record is from RefSeq and is a predicted model, not a curated record. The transcript is spliced from 8 exons. NCBI's taxonomy places the organism in Eukaryota, Metazoa, Arthropoda, Insecta, Lepidoptera, Tortricidae. Gene Ontology annotation, molecular function: long-chain fatty acid-CoA ligase activity. Gene Ontology annotation, cellular component: mitochondrion. The coding region runs from base 26 to 1729 and encodes 567 amino acids.